Trypanosoma grayi is the source of this 1389-nucleotide messenger RNA. RefSeq lists its product as hypothetical. Lineage: Eukaryota; Euglenozoa; Kinetoplastea; Trypanosomatida; Trypanosomatidae. The transcript has a single exon. The coding region runs from base 1 to 1389 and encodes 462 amino acids. The record is from RefSeq and is a predicted model, not a curated record.
AUGUCGCGGCGGCAGCGUGUGCCGCGCCACAAGGGGAACCGACGGAAACGCAACAAGAACCCAAAACUGUCGCCGUUUCAGCGCGAGCAACAACGCGCAAAGCUCGCCAACCAGGCGCCCAUUGCGUCCAUCAAGGGCAACCAGCGUGACUACCCUGUCAGCCAGAGGGCGGUGAUGGAGUACCUCAUCGCCAGGCGCCAGCGGGAGCAGGAGAAGCGGCAGCGGCGUGAGGAAGCCGCAGCGGCAGCAGCAGCAGCAGCAACACCGACAGUGGGGAAUGUCGAGGGCGAGAAUGGGCAUGUGGAGGCCGCAGAUGCUGCCAUCUCCGCUACGUCGUCCGCCGCAUUGCCGCGGGCCAAAGCGAAGAGCAUUGCAAGUCGUGUUAAUAAGGAUAAGAAGGAGGGGGAGAAGAAGCAGAAGAAGCGUCUGCUGCAGGCGAAGAAGACUUCGCUGGCGACCCCAGUCGCACUCAACGAAGAGUUCGCCGCCUCGCUGUCGCGUCCCAUCCUGGCUUUCCACACACGCACUGAAGACGAGGACGGGGUCCCACAAGACACUGUUGAGGCCACCAUCGCGCGGAAGAAAGAAAAGAAGCACCGAAAGAAGGUGGAGGCCCGACGUGAGCGUGUGCAGCAGAUGUUGCAGGAAACGGAGCAGCAGCUGAAGGAGAGUGUGCUGCGUACCAAGGGCGGUAAGAAGCGCAGGAGAGCAGAUGACGUCGCCGCGAAGGAUCUUGCGUUCGAGAGAAAACUCAAGCAGAUGCAGAAGGAACAGGCAGACAAGGAAACAGCAGAGAAACAGGCUUCGGGCAACGGCAAGCAGAAAAGUAGUGGGGAUAGCAACGGCAACAGCAGCAGCAGCAGCAGCAAGAAAAAGGAUCGCAAGCGCAUCACCUUCUCUGAUGGUGCUGCGGAGAGUGCCGAGGAUGUCCCGCAUGCUGCGAUGCGUUAUCCCAACGACAAGGGUGAGAAAAAGCCCCGUGAGUUCUACGAGUUGGUCGAUGUUGUACGCUACGGCGAGUGCGUCAAGGCGCCGCCCGUCUUUGACACACUGCCGCGCCGCGACGCCGCCAUCACACGCCUCGCCAACCAACUGGAGUCGUCGAAUCCGAAGAAGGGCGUCGCGUCAUCGCGGGCGGAACGGCUGCAGCUAUUGUCGUCUGUCGGCGGCGUCGGGGAGCAAAAGCGUCUGGAACGCCUCGGCCUCGCGCCUGUUGGCGGCAGGGGCACUGCUCCUGCUGCUGCGCAGGCAUCGCGAGAGGUCUCAAAGGAGGAGGAAAUGCGGCGGCUGCGUGAGGGCGUCAUGGCCGCGUACCGCCGCAACAAGCACGUGCAAGUGGAGGCGCGAAAGGGUGUCGACAUGCGACACCAGUUCCCGCUUUUCUCUUGA